ACCUUCAUGCUGCUGCUGUAUAAAUUCUGCUCAGUGUGAACAGACACACAGUUACUGUUACAAUGGUACCCCCUGUUGCACCAAUUAUUGCGGCUGCUGUCGGAGCAGUCGUCACUGCUGUGGCAGCUCCGGUUGUGAUUUCAGCAGCUGGUUUCACAAGUGGUGGCAUUGCUGCCGGAUCCCUGGGGUCAUGGAUGAUGUCGUCAGCUGCCAUUGCUAAUGGUGGCGGUGUUGCUGCAGGAAGUGCUGUGGCCUUCCUGCAGGCUGCUGGGGCAGCCGGCCUUACUGUUGCUGCCAAAGUUGCUGUUGCUUCUGCAGGAGCUGCUGUUGGUGGUGUAGCCGGUGCAGUAGCUAUGCUAUUCCCUUAAAGAAACUUUGCUUUACUGUUGAUGGUAAAAAAAAUAAAGUUGUGAAAUCCAUUUGACUGAACAAGAUUGGAGAUUGUUUGAAUUGUUUAGCCAGUUCAUUCAAUUAUUUCUGUUAACAGUAAAUGUUAAGGUUAAUUUAAUAUUCUCUUCAAAACUUGUUCUGGUGCUCAUCAACCAUGCAGCUGAAUGAGGAUCUAAAACAUGAAAAAGUAUAUUAAUAUAUUACAAGUUUUACUCUUCAACAUAGUGAAAUUGCAGUGAAGAUGAACUGUACUUGAGGCCACAGCAUCUAAUCCACUAGCACACCAUCGCCUAGAUACGAGUUUGAAUCUUAGCUGUGCUAGUGUUGAAAAAUCAUUGCCGCAGUACAUUUGUGGCCUCUGCUCUCUGGUUAAGUCACAUGCACUAGCAAUGGAUGAUCUGGAGAACUUUGCUCUCUUUGCGGACAGAUGAAAAGUGGUUAGCGAUUACAGAUGUGUGUGUGUGUGUGUUUGCCCUGUGAUGGACUUGCGACCUGUCUGGGGUGGUUUUUUUUUUACCUUUUGCCCACUGAAUUGUACCUAACGCGACCCUGAAUAAAAGAUAAACUGGUGGUAAAA
Messenger RNA from Trichomycterus rosablanca, 967 nucleotides. RefSeq names its product interferon alpha-inducible protein 27-like protein 2A. Gene Ontology annotation, biological process: apoptotic signaling pathway. The record is from RefSeq and is a predicted model, not a curated record. Bases 63 to 368 code for a protein of 101 amino acids. Gene Ontology annotation, cellular component: membrane; mitochondrion. The transcript has 4 exons. NCBI's taxonomy places the organism in Eukaryota, Metazoa, Chordata, Actinopteri, Siluriformes, Trichomycteridae.